AUGGGCCAGCCUUCGCCGCCAAGGCUAGAUGUGCCACAAUCUGCAGCGAAAAGCGUAACUAAUGCUAUAAAAAAGCCAAGGCCUUUUGAUUUUAGUGCACAGCCAUGCCGAAAAAUCGCACUGCGUUUCUGCUACGAUGGAGGUCAGUAUUCUGGGCUUGCUGCCCAAACCGCGCAGGCCACGCCACUGCCGACAGUAGAGGAAACGCUAUGGGAGGCAUUAUGUACUGCUCGGUUAGUGGAUGCAUCCAAGAGCAUGGAUGAUGCAGGCUGGAGUCGUUGUGGACGAACUGACGCGGGCGUUAGUGCUGCAGGACAAGUGGUAGCCCUUUGGGUCCGAAGCCAGUGUGUCGACGAACGCCAUAUGCGGUGGCCUAGCAAAGAGCACCCACAGGUAGCCGUGCAGCUAAAAGGCGAGCACGAGGAAGAACUACCAUAUGUGGCUACACUAAACCGGCUGCUUCCGCCGUCCAUCCGGGUCCAGGCCUGGUCGCCUGUGCGCCCCGACUUUUCCGCGCGCUUUAACUGCGUGUACCGACACUACAAGUAUUUCUUCACGCUUGGGGCACCAAAAACAUUGAUUUGGCAACCUGAAGGCCCCUCUCAAUUCGCCGGUCGCCUGGAUGUGGACCGGAUGCGCGAUGCCGCCUCUCGUUUGGUGGGCGAGCACGACUUCCGCAACCUAUGCAAGGUGGAUGCGUCGAAACAAAUUACCAAUUUUGUUCGACGGAUUGAUGGUGCUACUAUAGACCGAGUGAGCACGGGAUGGCACUCACAUGUGGCCGACGAGGCUGCCACCAACGAUACUGAUGAACCCAUGUAUGUUCUCAACCUACGUGGCUCCGCGUUUCUCUACCACCAAGUCCGCAACAUUAUGGCGAUAUUAUUUAUGGUCGGUGCGGGUCUCGAAAAUCCCAACGUCGUGGAUGAACUCGUCAAUGUACAGCCAGGAGCUGCAGCCGCUGACCGUGUGCGUGCGCGAACAUGGCUCGAUUCUUUCAGCAACGAAGCCGACGCACAAACCCCUGACAAGUCUCUAAUGCGUGCUCUAACUGAACCCCAUAAUGACCUGACUGUAUAUGAAACCAAGCCCAGCUAUGAAAUGGCUACUGAUCGUCCUCUGAUGCUGUGGGAAUGCGGAUUCCGUUCGACGGAGCUCCAGUGGCGUGCUUCUUCCUACGCAGGAACCAUGCCACCACCAAGCCAAAUGCAUGUGGAUUAUACACCUGGAGUUCGCGCUAGUGCUCAGCUGCAUAGUCUUUGGACCCGGGAGGUCAUCCAUGCAGAGUUGCUACGCCAUUGCCUUCUUGCGACUAUGACAGGUGAGAACACGUAUCUUCCAUCGGAGUCAACAUUUGCAGAAACACGCUCACCCGUUCUACCACUACCCUUGUCUCUUGAUGAGGUGCCUGCGCUGCGAGCGAAGCUCGUGCCACUAGGUAAUGGCGUUGUACGCCCUACGACCCGAUAUACUGCCUUGGCCGCACGUCCUCGAGACGUGUCAGCUGCCGAAAAGAACAAGAAGUGGAGAGAAGGAAAGGGUCUCCGCCGUGCCGAGCGCCGUGCCACCACCUCGCGGGACGAGGCGCCUUCGGAGCAGACCACAUAG
Messenger RNA from Malassezia sympodialis ATCC 42132, 1608 nucleotides. It is a transcript of the gene DEG1, whose product is annotated as pseudouridine synthase DEG1. The record is from RefSeq and is a predicted model, not a curated record. NCBI's taxonomy places the organism in Eukaryota, Fungi, Basidiomycota, Malasseziomycetes, Malasseziales, Malasseziaceae. Gene Ontology annotation, cellular component: nucleus; cytoplasm. Gene Ontology annotation, biological process: mRNA pseudouridine synthesis; tRNA pseudouridine synthesis. Gene Ontology annotation, molecular function: RNA binding; pseudouridine synthase activity.